Trichomycterus rosablanca is the source of this 2832-nucleotide messenger RNA. Its product is annotated as alpha-1,3-mannosyl-glycoprotein 4-beta-N-acetylglucosaminyltransferase C. The transcript has 4 exons. Gene Ontology annotation, molecular function: acetylglucosaminyltransferase activity. Gene Ontology annotation, biological process: protein N-linked glycosylation. Lineage: Eukaryota; Metazoa; Chordata; Actinopteri; Siluriformes; Trichomycteridae. The record is from RefSeq and is a predicted model, not a curated record. Bases 228 to 1580 code for a protein of 450 amino acids.
UCUGUUUGGUUCUCUUCUGAUCUGUUCUGUUUGGUUCUCUUCUGUUCUGUUCUGUUCUGUUUGGUUCUGUUCUGUAGUAAUCGCUCGUGUCUGAGAGACGUUUAUAGUCCUGAUUUAGCUCCGUCUGAUUUCCACCUGUUUGGAGGCUGAAAGAAGCUUAAGAACAUUUUCAUGUGAUGAUGAUGUGAAAGUACCGGCGCAACAGUGGCGGCAUUAAAAAGUUCAGGAUGAGGUGCUACCUGAAAACAGCCGUGCAGACCCUGAUCACCCUGCUCAUCCUGUCCAGCUUCUACAUCUUCAUCAGGAGAACAUACCAAACAGAACCCAUGGACACCAGGUGGAUUAUGGGAAACUUCAGCACCGCUCCAUGUUCUCAGGACUCAAACUCGUCCUCGUGUCCGAGAGGUUCCAGUCGAGUUCUGGCAGGAGAAAUACCACACCGGCACAAAUACCUCACGGUGGGUCUGUCAUCAGUGAAGAGGAAGAAGGACAGUUACCUUCUCCAGACCCUCACGUCCAUCUUCAGCCAGUCAUCAGAGGAGGAGCUGGACGACAUGGUGGUGGUGGUUCUCCUGGCUGAUUUUGAUCUUCACUGGGUCCAGCAGACGCUUCGCAGCAUCGUGGAACGUUUCCCAAACCGACUGCUCCAGGGUCAGCUCCUGGUCAUCCACGCCCAUCAGAACCUCUACCCUCCUUUGACCGGGCUGAAGAGGAACUUCAAUGACGCUCCGGACCGCGUGACCUUCAGGUCCAAGCAGAACGUGGACUACUCCUUCCUGGUGGAGUUCAGCUCCGGACUCUCUGAGUUCUACCUCAUGCUGGAGGACGACGUGAGCUGCUCCAAAAGGUUUUUGUCUGCGAUUCGGGGUCACGUCACUUCUCUGGGCUCCGCACAGUGGGCCACGCUGGAGUUCUCCAAGCUGGGGUACAUCGGGAAGCUCUACCAUGGUGCAGAUCUUUCACGCCUGGCCCAGUUCCUGCUCCUGUUCUACCAGGAGAUGCCGUGCGACUUCCUCCUGACUCAUUUCCGCACGUUGCUCAUGCAGAAUAAAGUCAUUCGCUUCCGUCCGUCCCUGUUUCAGCACAUGGGCUCGUACUCGUCCUUCAGAGGAACCUACAACCACCUGAAGGACGAUGAGUUUCAGGAGGAACUCUCUGAUAACCCUGCAGCAGAUAUCUACACCGACAUCUCAGCGUUUAAAGAGCACGCUCCGGAGCGGGCGUACAGUCAGGGGGGCGAGUAUUUCUGGGGAACGACUCCGAUAAAAGCUGGGAACUUUUUCCUGGUGGUGUUUCGGAGGCCGGUGCUCCUGUCCAGGAUCCUCAUCCAGACCGGGCUGGAGCAGAAGGACGUCCUGGACUCGGCCGACGUGGAGCUGGGAGAGACGGUGGUGAAGACGGGACGGGAGGUGAAGUGCACGAGGAACCUCAGCGUGGGGUCGUUACAGAACGGACAGUUAGAAGUUCAGAACGUCCCUCAGAUCCUGAACAGAAGCGUCUCGUGUCUGAACAUCAGAGUCACUGCAGGUCAGGAGAACUGGGUCAUCAUCAGGAACAUCCAGGUCUGGAGCAGAACCUGAGAGAUCAGCUGCGCCCUCUAGUGGUGGAGGCACCUCGGUGUGAUCCUUUAUUAGAUUAUUCAUUUAUAUAAAUCAUCAACAAUUAUUCACAUCAUUAUUGAUCAUUAGAUACAUGAUACGGUCAAAAGUAUUCGGACACCUGAGCUCUGUGUGAUCGUUUCAGCUUCUCACAAGACUUUGAAGUCUGUCUGUGGGAAUUUGUGCCUGUUUAGUUGUACGGCUGGGCGCUGAUUGUCGAUGAUUGAUCAGUCGAUGUUCUGGUUCAUCCCAGAGUUGUUGAGUGGGGCUGAGCUCAGGGCUCUGUGCAGGACACUGGAGUUUUUAAUGUCUUUAUAGAGCUCACUCAUGCUGAAACAGGACAGUACCUUCCCUAAACUGUUUCUGCAAUUUACAUUUACAUUUUAUCCAAAGCGACUUACACACAAUGAGCGGCACAUGAUGAGCAAUUGAGGGUUAAGGGUCUUGCUCAGGGACCCAACAGUGGCAACUUGGUGGUGGCGGGGCUUGAACCGGCAACCUUCUGUUUACUAGUCCAGUACCUUAACCACUGAGCUAUCACUGGCCCAAUGGUUGAAACAUAUCAUUAAUACACCAGUUAGUAAAUGCUGUGGCUGAAACACGUGAUCAGUCAUUAGAAGGGGCGUCCACAUACUUCUGACCGUGUCGUGUGUAUAAAUGGGUUAAAUGUAUUAAAGCUGUAACUCAUCAUGUGAAUCGUGGCUGAAGCUGCUGAUGAAGCCCAAACUGUGACAUCACCAAACACAAAGUCAUGUGAUCACUGAAGUGGGUUUAAAUGAACAAACUGGAACCAGAACCAGUAAGCACUGGAACACUAUUAUACUGGAACACUGAUAUACUGUUAUACUGGAACACUGUACACUGGAACACUGGUAUACUGGUAUACUGGAACACUGUACACUGGAACACUGAUAUACUGUUAUACUGGAACACUGUACACUGGAACACUGGUAUACUGGUAUACUGGAACACUGUACACUGGAACACUGGUAUACUGGUAUACUGGAACACUGUACACUGGAACACUGAUAUACUGUUAUACUGGAACACUGUACACUGGAACGCUGAUAUACUGUUAUACUGGAACACUGUACACUGGAACACUGGUAUACUGGUAUACUGGAACACUGUACACUGGAACACUGGUAUACUGGUAUACUGCUGCACUGAUAAACUAUUUGAUGCAGGUAACUGGUUUGUAUCCUGAUGAAUAAAGGUUAUGAGAUUAAAUCCA